Pogonomyrmex barbatus (red harvester ant) is the source of this 1417-nucleotide messenger RNA. Its product is annotated as trypsin-1-like. Gene Ontology annotation, molecular function: serine-type endopeptidase activity. The record is from RefSeq and is a predicted model, not a curated record. Gene Ontology annotation, biological process: proteolysis. Lineage: Eukaryota; Metazoa; Arthropoda; Insecta; Hymenoptera; Formicidae.
UUCGACUUCUUUGUGGAGCUAAGGUGAAAGCGUGCACGAGCAACAGUGAUCUUUAACAGAAAUAGAAUCUGCAGUUUCUCUGUAAAAUACAAGAAGACAAAAAGAACAAUGCCUCAUAGAACAAAAUUGUGAUCAAAUAUUCAUAUGGACUUGAUAUAGUGCACAUCCACUGUGGAAUUCAGUAAAACACAUGGUGUACGGUGCUCUAUCAAUGAAAGGAAGAACGCAUUCGUGAUUCAAAACAACAUUCGUGCAUGACAAAUGGGAAAAUGCCUUUAUUCGAGUUUCGUAGCAAACUUUUAAUCUUGAUUUUGAUCAUGAUAUUGUUUCUGUCAGUAUCGAUUAAAGGAUAUGGACUUCACCAGGAGAUUAUAAUGGCUCCAGUUGCCUUUAGUGAGAAUUCUUUAAAUAAAUCGCAAACUCGUACCGGAAGAUUCUUAUUUGAUGAACUUUUCGGUAUUGAUAUUAUCAGUGACAGUGACACAGACGAAGAAAGAUUGAGAAAUUGUACUUGUGAAUGCGGCUUACCUAAUCAAGAGAAUCGAAUAAUUGGUGGACGUCCUACAAUACCGAACAGAUAUCCUUGGGUUGCGAGACUAGUGUACGAUGGUCGGUUCCACUGUGGUGCUAGCCUGCUCAAUAACGAUUACGUAAUUACCGCUGCUCACUGUGUACGGAAUUUGAAGCGAUCGAAAAUUCGUGUAAUACUCGGCGAUUACGAUCAAUACGUAAAUACUGAUGGAGUUCCCGUUAUGAGAGCAGUCAGUGUUAUAAUACGUCAUAGGAAUUUUGAUAUAAAUUCUUACAAUCACGAUGUAGCCUUAUUAAAAUUACGCAAGUCUGUGAAAUUUUCGAAGAAAGUUCGACCGAUCUGUUUACCUCAAUCAGGCAGCGAUCCUGCUGGAAAGGAGGGAACAGUAGUAGGAUGGGGUCGAACUUCGGAAGGAGGCAUGUUGCCCGGAAAAGUGCAAGAGGUGCAAGUUCCCAUAUACAGUUUGACACAAUGUCGAAAGAUGAAAUACCGAGCAAACCGAAUUACUGAUAAUAUGAUUUGCGCCGGACGAGCUAAUCAUGAUUCUUGUCAAGGUGACAGUGGAGGUCCUCUUCUCGUUCAGGAAGCAGAUAAACUCGAAAUAGCAGGUAUAGUGUCUUGGGGUGUGGGAUGUGGUAGAGCAGGUUAUCCUGGAGUUUAUACGAGAGUAUCCCGAUAUCUCAAAUGGAUCCAUGCAAACAUGAACGAAGGCUGUUUAUGCGUCAAUUGAGGAUUUGCUUUCACUUCACUUUGUAUAUAAAAUUUCACAUUUACUGUGGUGUAAUUAAUCGCUGUGACGAGCACAUUUUACAUGUUCGUUCAUAAAUGACUUACUUGGGAACUGUAUUUGUGCGCGCGCGCACACACACACGUAUGGUGUGUGUG